AUGUAUCUGAUCAAUCUCUUCUCAAAUCUUGCCUGGUACAAUAUUGGUUAUAUCGAUUGGGAGCCUUGGCUAGCACAGAUCUUUACACGUAUACUCAAUCGUUUUUCACUUCCGGUAGGAAAAAAUCCUGCAUCUCGAGAUGAUUGUCUAUAUAUGAUGUCGGACGUGGCACAAUGGCUUGUUGCCAUGAUAGGAAACGGAGGUUCAUGUCUUCAAUACUUGCGUGAUUUAUUUACUGCCACCAAAACCUUUUAUCAUCCAUCGAAUACCGGAGAGUUUCAACAGUAUCUGAUCGAAUUUAUUUUGAAACUAGUUGAACCAUUUGUUGAACGAGUUCGAUUAGAACGAAAAAUUCGUCCUCAUUGGACCUUUGUACCACAUGAAUCACAUCGACUAACUGAACAGGACAUCACGGAUUUUGUCAAUUGUAUCAAAGAUUAUGCGUUCAUGUCGAUUUUUAAUGAAGACUACAUUGAAGAUGCAGCUAAAGCCUGCCAAUAUCUUUCUAUAUUGCGAUCAGAAUUAAUUGUACCACCGAUUAUGAAAAAACUCUUUUUGUCAAUUGACAAUAUAACUGAACCAGGUCGCUUUACAUUGAUCAUGAAAUGUUUACCUGGUAUUAUUUGUCAAAUAGUACGACAAACAUCGAAUUAUUCUGAAGGUCAAACUUAUGUAUUAACAUUGAUGAUGUCUAUAUUGCCCUGCAUCGAUUCGAAUGAUUUUGAAAAGAAAGCAGUCACGUUAGAAGUUCUUGAUGCCAUUCUCAAGCUUGUUCCAUGUAUUGACUGUUCAUCCGCAAUACAUACGCGUAAUGAUCUUACAGAAAUUGAAAAACGAGUUUGUUUAUCAACAACACAAUUUGAAGACUUCAUAACUGAUUUUCUCAAUCGAAUAUUUCAAAUGAUUUCCAUACGAUCGGCAGAAAUGUUCGAUGAUGCUGUGGCUAACGACGUAUUCAACGAAGACGAUAAAUUCAUCCAAAUAAUUCAUCAGAAGAUUAUAAAAUUUCUUACUGGCUCUUUAUUUUCACCUAAAGUAAGAAAAUUUGUUGCUGGCCUUGUUCGAGUGAUUAUCAAAGUUAAUCCAAUCGAAAUACUCAAAUAUCUCUUACCACAAACAUGUGAACAUAUCGAAAAUAUAAUGAAUAAUUCACAAACAGCCAUAUUGAUGGAUCAUAAAGGUGAUAUUGAAUUAACUUGGCAUUUAGUUCUCUUUUCGGAACUUGUUCGUGCUCGUGGUGACACUUUACUCAUCUAUAAGCAAAUGAUCAUGUCUGUCUUUCAUCAAUGUAUUCGUAUUGUACACAAAGAUUCAUACGAAGCUAUUGCUAAGGCAGCUAAACAUUUGUUAAAAUCACUUUCUGAUUUAUAUUCCAUUGAUGAUCAAUUAUCACUUGAAAAUAUGGACGAGUCAUUCGUCGAUUAUUUACCUAUUCGAGCAUGGGGUCAACAUGUUGAUUUCGAUCAAUUACAAGUUCAAUAUCAUUUUCCCACUAUGGAUGAAAUUGACUUUGCUUGUGAAUUUGUCAAUACAUUCAUUUAUGCUGAAUUACAAUUAUUAAAUGAAAAAUGUUUAAAUCUAUCGAAAGAAGAACGAUUGAGAUCGCUCACACUAAUUCAUUAUAUAGCUGUUGGAUGUUUACGUAUGGUAUCGCGGAUCGAAAGCAAUCAAGUAACAGAUCUAGUACCAACAGUUGUUCCUUAUGGUUCAAAAUAUCGGUUUCGAUAUUCUAUCUAUUCCAAAGAGCCGAAAUUUAGAGACAAUUUACGAAUGCGUCUUCUGAUUGAUAUUGGAAAUUUACUCGAUAUACUUGUCGAAAAUCACUGCGAUGAUGUUGCAUCAAUAAACACAGCGAUCAAUAUUUAUGCAUUGUUACCUAUCUAUUAUGGUAUAUCUCAGUAUGAUGUUAAUAAAUUAUGCCAAUAUAUUGGCUUGAAUGAAGCAUUAUUCAAGUAUAAGCUUGGUGAUAAACGACAAAAUCUUCGUUUUUUGACAAUCAAACAAAUCACAAUACAGAUCAAAAAAUUCGAAUUAUAUCAUUUUGAAACAUUUACAGAAAUCGACAAACAAAUUGUAUUGAAAUUAUUUAAACUAUCGAUUAAUCGUUAUAGUGACAUACGUAGCAACGCACAAAUCAAUUUCUUUACUAUUGUUAAUGAUUAUUUUUUCUCAUAUCAAGUGAUUGUUGAUCACAUCUAUGCAAUGUUAAAUAGAUCAGACAAAGUUGAUCAUGAUCAAAUCAAAGGUUGCCUGUAUAUCCUUCUCGGUGAUAAUUACUUUUUCUUGCCUACUCAGCCAUCAUGGACAAUGAUGGAAAAAUUAUGGCCAUCUAUUAUUGUAUGUAUAAAUCAUACAAACAAACUCAGCAUAAAAACUUUAAUCGAUGAAAUUAGUACUAGAAUAAGCGAAGAAUUUCAUAUGCACGCUCUCAUUGAAGAUAUUAAUGAAAUGUCUAUGCGCGCGGCAACCAAUCUAUGGGAUCAGUUAAAACCGAACGAAAUGGAAACGUGUAAAGAACGCAAUCAAAACAAUAUUCAAUCUUACAAUAAUCUCAUGGAAACGCUCAAUUUGCUACUAAAUGACGAUAAAUUAACGUGGGGACAACACCAGAUAUCAAUGUCAUUAAUGUGUCUUCUUCUUCAAAAGCGAGUACCAAUUCCGUUAUCAUGCAUUCGAACAUUAGUCGAUUUUAUUGUCCAUGAUAAUAUUGAAUUGCGCAAGUAUGCCGUAAUUGGUAUGACAGCAUUGUGUCGUUUACAAAAACCACCUCGAGUCUAUGUAGAAAAAUCGCUGGACGAAAUUCUUCGUCAUGUAUGUCAACAGUCCUCAAUUACCAUCGAUGUUGAAAAAUAUUAUCCAGGCGAUCGUGACGAUAACUUGUGGGUGACAAUCAACAAUUAUAAAACUCCCGACACACAAAUCGAAUGGGAACAAACAUGCUUUUUGGAUAAGUCUUUUCAUGGUUACUAUACAUGGCCAAAAUUUAUUAAAUAUUGUAUGAAUAAGCGUGUACGCUACACUUUUGAUGCAAUGCCGGAACAAGUUGCCAUUUUGUAUUACCGUUUUAUUGACAAGAACUUUAUUAUACGAUUGACACAAUCCGUGAUCUUUGAUGAGGACGAAGACAAUAUAGCCUUUAGUACAACUCGAUUCCAAAUGUACAAGGUACAUAUAUAUUAAACAUGUGUCACAGAGCACUAUUGUACAAAUGAAAGAUUGAGAAGUAGACUUUUCUGGACUCAAGACAUAUAUCAUUUUACAAUGAUGAGAAAUACUACAUAUCUUGGAUAGAAUGUAGUAUUAGCCAGCAACAUUAAUACUAUAACUGAUCGCGUUCAUCUCUACAAACAGUAGAAAUUUCCAUAACUAUUGUCGGUUUCAAAGUAUAAGGCACCUGGCUGUUUUUUGAAUAAUUUUCGAUAGGAACAAGAUAGAGACCUGCGGUUUUCACCAUUCGAUAGAGAAUAGAGUUGAGCAUCCAGGCUACUCGAAUUUCAUUGAUCCAAUAAAUGACCAAUCAGGUUAGUUUCUUGAUAGAAGUCUUGUAAACGAGAUUCUAAAGAAAUUUUCCAUUAGCUUUUGCGCUGUAAUAUCACCAUCCGAUAGA
Rotaria sordida is the source of this 3607-nucleotide messenger RNA. Lineage: Eukaryota; Metazoa; Rotifera; Eurotatoria; Philodinida; Philodinidae. The record is from the annotation of a GenBank genome assembly.